Molecule: messenger RNA, 3586 nt
Organism: Cyclopterus lumpus (lumpfish)
Lineage: Eukaryota; Metazoa; Chordata; Actinopteri; Perciformes; Cyclopteridae
Product: probable serine/threonine-protein kinase MARK-A
Exons: 11
Coding region: 158-3553 (1131 amino acids)
Biological process (GO): protein phosphorylation; intracellular signal transduction
Cellular component (GO): cytoplasm; nucleus
Molecular function (GO): ATP binding; cyclin-dependent protein serine/threonine kinase activity; MAP kinase activity
Source: RefSeq, a predicted model, not a curated record
UUUCGGCUCUCCGGUGACGCACGCACCCACGCGCGCACACGCACGCUCACAAACAAAACCCUUACUCCGGUGUUGAUAACGGAAGUUCACCGCGGCGAUUCAACCGAUAACGGAAUUCACCUGCACGUUUACUUUCUCCGAGCCGUGCGUUUGGCUGAUGGAGCGCUACGAGUCUCUGGGUCUGGUCGGAGAGGGAAGCUACGGCACGGUGCUGAAGUGCCGGCACCGAGACUCCGGCCGCCUCGUCGCCAUCAAGAAGUUCGUGGACUCGGACGACGACAAGGCGGUGAAGAAGAUCGCCCUGAGGGAGAUCAAGCUGCUGAGGCAACUGCGUCACGACAACCUGGUGAACCUUCUGGAAGUGUGGAAGCGCCGCCGCCGCUGGUACCUGGUGUUCGAGUUCGUGGAGCGAACCCUUCUGGACGACCUGGAGCAGAACCCGAGCGGCCUGGACCUGAACACCAGCCGGCAGUACCUGUACCAGAUCCUGAGGGCCGCGGCCUUCUGCCACCAGCAAAACAUCAUCCACCGGGACAUCAAACCGGAGAACAUACUCAUCUCUCAGGGGGGCGUGGUCAAGAUGUGCGACUUUGGCUUCGCCCGGACCAUGGCCUCGCCCGCUGAGGGCGGCGUCUACACGGACUACGUGGCCACCCGCUGGUACAGAGCGCCAGAACUCCUGGUGGGAGACACCAAGUACGGCAAACCGGUGGACGUGUGGGCUGUUGGUUGUCUGUUAUUAGAGAUGUUAACGGGUCAGCCCCUGUUCCCCGGAGACUCCGACCUGGACCAAAUCUACCACAUCGUCAGGUGCUUCGGCAACCUGACAGCUCAUCACCAGGAGUUGUUCUACAGGAAUCCCGUCUUCUCCGGAGUCAGACUGCCUGAAUAUUCUUGCAGAGUCCGACUGGAGCAGCGCUUCCCUGUAAUCGCACCCGCCGCCCUGGACCUGGCUCAGAGUUGCCUCGAGAUGGAUCCGGAAAGACGAGCUCAGUGUUCAGAACUGCAAGAACAUCCUCUGUUCACGCAAGACUCUUUUCACAUCAGAUUUUUGGACGAGUUGAAUGCCAAGAUCCAAAAAGACCACAGAGAAAACUCCACCCUCCCAAAAAUAACCAAAACAGCAAGACGAGAAAGGAACGAAGGGGAUGACAAGAGACAACGAAGCAAAGACAAGAAGCCAUCUGAAGGUGUAGAUGAAAAAGUCAACAAGGAAACAAAAGGAAAGCAAACGUUGAAGUUUUCUAAAACAAUUCGGAACACCUCUGAACCAUUGAUGUCCACCAAACAAGUCAAAACAUUAGGCGCAAAGAUGAUCAAUAAUGCAGCAAAGACGACCGUGGCCAUGAAAGGUAAACCGGGAAAAGCCACUGGUGCAGAGCUGAGAAAGGAACCACAGCUUUUUAAAUCAACUAAAACCCUUACUUUUGAUUCAUUGGAGGUUGCCAAGACUGCAACAGAUCUGAAAGACAAUGACACAGUGGCAGAUGAACCUAAAGUUGCUUCUCCAGAGCCAAGGCAAGGCCAUUUGAAAACUAUGGAUUCAAAAGACAGAGAUUCUAGUGGCAUGCAUUCUAGUUACUCAGACUACAUUGUGUCAAGUGUGACUGAGAGAAAUGUGAUGGGGAUCAGGAAAUCAUCAAAAUCUGAGCCAAGUCAAGACUUUGGGAAGAACCACUCAAACUCAAAAGUGCCCAAUUUGUCUAAAAGCUCCCAUUCAAACGAGAGUUUAUCUCCAAAAGCUUCUAUGAAAUCCACCAUUGAUCGUACAGACACCCACUUAACACAGAAAAUGGGUAAAAUGUCCACUUCAGAAUAUCUUGAAGGUGCCUCAACAGCUGUAACUUCUAAAUUAGCAAACAGUGAUCAAUUAGAGACAAAGUUGACAUGUAAAGCGUCUCAACCAUCAAGCAAUGACCACAUUGAGGUUACUACCACAACUAUCCCUUCUGUCACCAAGCCAUGCAAGACAACUUCAGUGCACCGGUCGACCAUGAAGACAGAUCAAAGAGGGACACCUGAAUGCCCAAAGGUCUUACCCUCAAACCCCAGACCACUCAAGACUAACUCAAACUUCGGCCCCAAAAUGACCCAAAACCAUGCAUCUUUGUCCAACAGCCCUUCAGAUCUUUCAACGCAGUCCUCCACAGUUUUUAGAGAGGCCAGUCCUGCCCACAGCACUAUAACUCUACCUAAAGGAACCUCAAAUACAAUGUUGUCCAAAACUGGCUCUUCUUUACACACUAAACCCUCAAAUGACAGCACAUUUGUCCCCAACAAACCUCCGAGAGGCCUUCCAACAGACAGAGAACUUGCAGAAGUGUAUAUCGCAACCAAAACUCAGCAGGAUAGUUGUAAUGCUUUAAACAAGGACCUCACGGAAGAUCACGGAUGCUUGAAGAUGAGCCCGGUGACUAAAACAGCUGCAAACCACAGUGAGAUAUCUGAUGCUUCGGCUGGAGAUUAUAAAGGUAGUCCUGAGUUCUUGGAGCCAUCCAGUGUCCAUCAGGAUUUCGGCACUGUUAAGUCCAAGAUCACCUUCAGAACAACCUCAACCUCCAUGCCGAACGACAUCCCUAAAAUCAACACGACAGGAGGGGCCGCUAUUCUGAAAACGUUGAAAGUCUCUGACAAAGAGAACCGGGAGGAUUUAGCGCUUCCUGUGUCCGUCAGUGCGAUAACCAAAUCUUUAGUUAAUCAACCCUCAAAGGUUUCUAGAAACUCAAAUAUUGAGCAAAAGAGCAACAGCAAUCAAGUUGAACCUGACACAAAAUCCAUGAAACCCCCUCACUUCAAGUCUUUGAUCGGAGACGCUAAAAAGCCAACAAAGUCCAACGCAACAAUGACCCUAAAGAAAACUAACUGUCCUACAGAGGCCAGAAAGAAGAGAGACAACCCAGAAAGGGACGACACAACAAAUAUAUCCACGAUCGCAGAUUCGACUUCAUUCACCUCUACAGCAACUCCAGACCCCAAAGCUUCGACAAGAAGCUCACUCUUUCACAACAGGGGCACCGCAGACGUUGAUGAGUUUGAUUUCAGCAUAGAUCCUUCCUCUCCACCACCUCCACCUCCUCCUCCGUCCUCCACUCCUCUCCUCCUCCCUCCUUCCUCCACACCCAUCAUCCCCUCCUUCUGUGCCGUCAGCCCGGCUGCCAGCGAUCACCUUUCCCUGGGGGCAGGUUUCCAUUCGGGGGUCCACAGCUUCAGGUGUGUCGACCAUCCGAGGCAUCACAGUGGCGUCUACGGUCGACUGUCCAGCCACGCCACAGGAGCCCUCACUGCACAGGUGUCGGAGAAGAAUCCGACCUGCGAGCGCCCCUUCCUGUCCGAUCGCUGUAACCUCGGUAACAGCGGAGGCGUUGCAGCGACCAAGAAGAAGUCGGACGUCCAUUUUCCAGAUCUGAGAAGCUCAGUGCUGCCAGAGGUCCGAGGAAGAGAAGGCAAACACAACAAAGGCACUUCCAAGGAUCAGAGGAAAGACAAACUACCAGCUCCUCCAUCAGAACCAGAGCAGCACGGACGCAACAGUACCGACACACAAACACCAUAAAACACCUUUAUUUUAAUGCAACGCCACCUUCAC